AUGCAGCUUUCCAUCGCUUCUUUCUUUGUCGCUCUUUUCGCCAUGAGCCAGCUUGUUGCUGCCGCUCCUCAGCAAAACAACGCCCGGCAGAAGUUCAAGAACGAGAAGUGUCAGAGCCAACCUUGCAGGGAUUCAGUCGACUCGGGAUGCCCUCUCAGCAACAUCAACUUCGUCCUCGGUGGCUGCGAUGAUCCUAGCCAGUAA
Molecule: messenger RNA, 204 nt
Organism: Colletotrichum karsti
Lineage: Eukaryota; Fungi; Ascomycota; Sordariomycetes; Glomerellales; Glomerellaceae
Exons: 2
Coding region: 1-204 (67 amino acids)
Source: RefSeq, a predicted model, not a curated record